UUCUCGAGGGACUCGUAUAGCUUUUAAGUUAAAGAUCACUCAGAGUAAAGUGGCAUCCGCUUCAAAUAAUGGAUUGCACAUGCACCACUUUAGUUUUAUAUUCCACAAUUUGGUCACUCUUCUUCUUCUUUUCUACAGAUUCCUCCCCUGUGGAUUUGCUAAGAGUAAACCAAACAAUCAGAGAUGGAGACACUAUUGUUUCAGCAAACCAUGAAUUUGAACUGGGAUUCUUUAGCCCGGGAAGCAGUACUAAACGCUACUUGGGGAUGUGGUUCAAGAAAAAAUCACCUGGGACAACUGUAUGGGUGGCUAAUAGAGAUGCACCACUGAAUGACACUUCCGGGAUACUAAUGAUUGGUAACAGGGCAGUUUCAAUUUUUGAUAAUGCUACUAGUACCAUAAUUUGGUCGUCAAAUUUUUCGAUAUUUGUCAGAAAUCCAGUUGCUCAGCUGUUGGACACUGGAAAUCUUGUUGUCAGGGACAUCGAAGAAGAGGGUGACUCAGAACAUUUUGUCUGGCAGAGUUUUGAUUAUAUUGGAGAUACUAUUCUGCUUGGCAUGAAACUUGGAGUGGAUUUUGUGAGAGGUGUAGAAUGGGAACACGUAUCGUGGAGAAGUGCUGAUGAUCCGUCUCCAGGAAGCUUUGUGCAUCGCGUGGAUAUUCAUGGCUAUCCACAGCUCCUGUUGUGGAAGAAUUCAGAGGUACAUGCUAGGAGUGGACCAUGGGUUGGUAAGAGGUUUAGUGGUGAUCCAUUAGUAAAGACAAGCACAAUCUACAUAAAUGAAUUUUUCAUAGAGCAGAAGGAGAUCUACUAUAAAUCGCGUGUUCUCAAUCAAAGUUCCACUACAGUGGCUACUAGGUUGAUACUGACCCCAAAUGGUAAUCUGCAGCGUCUGGUAUGGAAUGAUCAUAAGCAAGAAUGGACUAAUUAUGUCAACGCGGUACUUGGUGACUGUGAUAAUUACGGAUUUUGUGGUCCUUUUAGUACUUGUGACAUCAGCGUGGCUCCAAGAUGUGCAUGCUUGAGAGGGUUUAGUCCAAACAGGUUAGAAAAAUGGGAGGCAGGUGACUGGACAGAUGGAUGUGUCCAUACGGCUCCAUUGGAUUGUGGACACGGAGAAGGUUUUACCAAGUAUUCAGGAGUGAAAUUGCCAGACACGCGAGAGUCAUGGUACAGUUUAAGCAUGAAUCUGGAGGAAUGCAGAAGUAAGUGCUUGAAGAAUUGCAGCUGCACAGCUUAUUCAAAUACAAAUGUCGAAGGAGGUGGCAGUGGAUGCUUGUUGUGGUUUGGGGGAUUGAUGGAUAUCACCGGCUUCACAGAAUACGGGCAAGAUAUCUAUGUGAGAGUGCCAGCUUCAUUGUCAGAUAAAAGCAAGAGAUCCAGAGUGACGCCCAUGUCAUUUAUAUUACCACCGGUAGUAUUAACAGUGAUAUCAAUCUUGAUCGCCCUGUAUCUGUUUAAGAAGAAGAGGCGGAAAUCAAAAGGCAAGUGGUUAGGAAAUACAGGAAGACUAAAUUUAAAUGAUGAGCAAGAUAUGGAGCUACCAUUAUUUGAGUUGAAGAGAGUUGCUAACGCCACUGGUAACUUUUUUCGCGAUAACAAGAUUGGAGAGGGAGGCUUUGGACCUGUCUACAAGGGAUCGUUAGAGAACGGGCAACUUAUAGCAGUGAAAAGGCUGUCAGAGAAUUCAAAACAAGGACUAGAUGAAUUCAAGAAUGAAGUUUCAUUGAUAGCAAAACUCCAGCAUAGAAAUCUUGUCUCUCUUCUUGGUUAUUGCACUGAGGAAGGAGAAAGAAUAUUGAUUUAUGAAUUCAUGCCGAACAAGAGUCUGGAUUCAUUUAUUUUUGAUAAAGAGAAAAGCAAGCUGGCAGAUUGGCGAAAACUCUAUGACAUUAUAAAUGGAGUUGCCAGGGGACUUUUGUAUCUUCAUCAAGACUCCAAGCUGAGAAUUAUUCACAGAGAUCUUAAAGCUAGCAACGUUUUACUUGACGAUGAGAUGAAUCCAAAAAUUUCAGACUUUGGCAUGGCAAGAAGCUUUGGAGGAAGCCAAACAGAAGCGAACACAACAAGAGUUGUCGGAACAUAUGGUUACAUGCCCCCAGAAUAUGUGAUUGACGGCAUAUUCUCAAUUAAAUCUGAUGUUUAUAGCUUCGGUGUCCUAGUACUAGAAAUAGUAACCGGGAAGAAAAACAGAUGUUUUGAACAUCCGGAUCACAAUCUUAACCUCCUGGGACAUGCAUGGAGAUGUUUUCAUGAACAGAAGCUCGAGGAACUGGUGGAUGGGGAAAUUGUGGAGUGCAGUGACCAUGAAGUGUUUCGAGUUAUCCAGAUUGGACUGCUUAGCGUCCAAGAGUAUCCAGAAGACAGACCAGACAUGUCAACUGUUGUUCUGAUGCUGAAUAGUAACACUGCAUUGCCCAAACCCCAGCAUCCUGGAUUUUUCACGCAGAGAAGACGACAUGCAAGCGAUACUUCACAAGGUGAAACCCAGUCAGCUUCAUCAAACAACUGCAGUAUUACGAUGGUUGCACCAAGAUAGUGUACUACAAUCAGCUUCAUUAUAUGACUGCAGCAUUAUGAUGGCUGCACCAAGAUGUGAGUAAAGUGUUGGACUGCUUUGUUACAGCAAUCUCUGCUUGCUCCUCUGUGAAAAAUGAGAUGAUAUAUGUAGUUGCAUCAGUUUCAGAAUUCUAUUGCAAAUUGUUCCUGUUGUACUGCUUGUUUGAUUUAAGGACAAUUACAGAAGGAGAAUGGUUUUAUUCGUUAUAAAUCACAACCUAGACUGGUAAACAAA
Daucus carota subsp. sativus is the source of this 2795-nucleotide messenger RNA. Its product is annotated as G-type lectin S-receptor-like serine/threonine-protein kinase At4g27290. Lineage: Eukaryota; Viridiplantae; Streptophyta; Magnoliopsida; Apiales; Apiaceae. The transcript is spliced from 6 exons. Gene Ontology annotation, biological process: recognition of pollen; protein phosphorylation. Gene Ontology annotation, molecular function: protein serine/threonine kinase activity; ATP binding. The coding region runs from base 69 to 2540 and encodes 823 amino acids. The record is from RefSeq and is a predicted model, not a curated record.